This is a messenger RNA of Humulus lupulus (European hop), 3466 nucleotides long. RefSeq names its product protein CHROMATIN REMODELING 35-like. Gene Ontology annotation, molecular function: ATP binding; ATP-dependent chromatin remodeler activity. Bases 134 to 3055 code for a protein of 973 amino acids. The transcript has 7 exons. Gene Ontology annotation, biological process: gene silencing by siRNA-directed DNA methylation. Lineage: Eukaryota; Viridiplantae; Streptophyta; Magnoliopsida; Rosales; Cannabaceae. The record is from RefSeq and is a predicted model, not a curated record.
UUAAUCUUUAGUCAUCUCCUUUCUCUCACUUUCUCUCUCUAACACUUCUCUUUCUUCAGUUCUAAGGAAACGAAACCAUUUCAGACUGCAGCACUCAAAAUAAUUUUCUGAAAUUUGUGGCGACUGGCGAGGAAUGAAGCGAGGAGCUGAUUUUUCUCCAGACUUGAAUUCAGGGGAAUUCAAAAGGCUUAAAAGUUCUGGAAAAUAUGGAAGUGUGACUGAGGAGAUAGAGGCCCUUCUUGCUCGGUCGAGGCAAAUAAAUCCACUCUUGUUUUUUACAAACAAGUCCAAUGUUAAACAGGUCUCAAAGUUUGCAAAUGGGAAAGCUUUACAUUUGGCAAGGAAUAUCGAUUUUUUUGAUUUGGAGGAUGAGAGUAAUGACGGGGCAGAGGAGGCUAGCACAGCACCUAUUCCUGUCAUAAUCAUUGAUUCAGAUGGGGAAGACAUGGAAGAUCAGAAACCAUCUUAUCAUCCUUGUGAAGCUGAUUCCUUAAAUCAACCAUUUGGAGAUACUUUUGUGAAGGAUAUUGGGAUCAGAGAUAAUUCAGAUAGCAAACACAAUAUAGAAGAUUCAAGUCAAUAUGAUCCUGAGACCAAGCUAGAGAAGGGUGUUCAUGUUGGCAUAGAAGUCAAAGAUGAAGGCAACCAUCAAACUGGUCUUGAGGAUAAUGAUGAUCUUGAAGAUGAAGGCAACCAUCAAACUGGUCUUAAGGAUAAUGGUGAUCUUGACGAUGUUCACUGUACAGAUAGCAGAACCCGAGUGGAAGAUGCAAGUCUACAUGAAGAAGGAGAAAAGAAACCAUCUUCUCCUCUUCAAAAUGUUUUUCUCACUCAACCCUCUGGAGAAACUUUCAUGAAAGAUAUUGAGGUUAGAGACCAUUCGGACAGCAAAACUAGUGAAGAAGUUGCAAGUCCUGAUGAGGAAAUUGAUUCUGAGAUCAAGAAAGAUAAUGGUAUUUAUCUUGGCGUAGAGGAUGGAGAUGAAGAUUUAAGUAUUACGGAGGAAGAUGGUCUUGAAGAUGUUUGGAAUGAAAUGUCGAUGGCAUUAGAGCUUACCAAGGACUCUGUUGUAGACCAUUCAUCAGAGGAACAGAAAACAGAAGUCGAAAAGGACUGCGAGCACUCUUUCAUAUUAAAGGAGGACCUCGGUUAUGUUUGCCGCGUUUGUGGGGUUAUUGGCAAAGGAAUUGAGACAUUAUUCGAGUUUCAGUAUAAGGUCAAAAGGAGCACUAGAACUUACGUGCAAGAGCGUGAGGAUAUCAAAGACAAGUCAGAUGAGAUAGUUAAACUUACUGUGUCUCAGGAUAAGGACAUGUUAGCUAAAUUAUAUGCAGAUCCAAGCCAUUUGAAGAAAAUGAAACCUCACCAAAGGGAGGGUUUUAGUUUUCUUGUUAGCAACUUGAUGGGAGAUAAACCUGGGGGCUGUAUCCUGGCCCAUGCUCCUGGUUCAGGAAAAACAUUUAUGAUAAUCAGUUUUCUGCGAAGUUUCCUGUCUAAGUAUCCGGAUGCUAGACCACUAGUUGUUCUUCCCAAAGGAAUUAUGGAAACAUGGAAGACGGAAUUCCGGAAUUGGCAGAUAGAAGAUAUUCUAUUGUAUGAUCUCUACAAAGCCAAAGGCAGUAGAGUCCAACAGUUAGAGGUUUUUAAAAAAUGGAAAGAAACAAAGAGUGUUCUUUUCUUAGGCUAUCAGCAGUUCUCUUCCAUUGUUUCUAACAAGGAAAUUAACAAUGCAUCAGCUGUAUGUUGUGAUAUGCUGCUUAAGGUUCCAUCAAUUCUCAUUCUUGAUGAAGGGCAUACCCCAAGAAAUGAUAACACAGAUGUCUUCCAAACCCUUGCCCAGGUGCAGACACCAAGGAAGGUUGUGCUUUCAGGAACCCUUUAUCAAAAUCACGUGAACGAGGUGUUCAAUGUUCUAAAUCUUGUUCGACCAAAGUUUUUGAGCUCAGAAACAUCUCAACCCAUUGUGAAGCGGAUCAUGAGUAAGGCAGACAUAUCAAGUGUUAAAAGGCAACCAAAAGCUUAUGGUGAAGCAGUUUUUUUUCAGAUAGUGGAGGAUACUAUUCAGAAAGAUCAAGACUUCAGAAGAAAAGUGUCUAUUAUACACGACCUGCGUGAGAUGACCAACAAGGUCCUUCAUUAUUACAAAGGUGAUUUCCUGGAUGAGCUUCCUGGGCUGGUAGACUUCACAGUAGUGCUCAAUCUCAGUUCCAAACAAAAACAUGAAGUUGAAAAAAUAAAGAAGCUAAUGAAGUUCAAGGCAAGUUCAGUAGGGGGUUCAGUUUAUCUGCAUCCGAAAUUGCAGCCAUUUUCUGAUAACGUGAACACAACUGAUGAUAAACUGGAUGAGGUACUGAGAUAUUUAGACAUGAGUGAUGGAGUGAAGGCGAAAUUCUUUAUGAAUAUACUAAAUUUAUGUGAAGCAAAGAAAGAGAAGCUGCUGGUUUUUAGUCAGUACCUUGUGCCUUUGAAGUUUUUACAGAGAUUAGUGAUGAAAGAGAAAGGUUGGCAACUAGAAAGAGAAAUUGUCUUGAUCUCAGGUCAUUCUACUCCAAACUAUAGAGACCGGUCCAUGGAGCACUUCAACAACUCCUCUUAUGCUAAAGUCUUCUUUGGCUCCAUCAAGGCCUGUGGAGAAGGCAUUUCUUUAGUUGGGGCAUCUAGAAUCAUAAUUCUAGAUGUUCAUCUAAAUCCAUCAGUGACUCGCCAAGCCAUUGGCCGUGCAUUCCGCCCUGGACAGAAGAGGAGGGUGGUUUCAUAUAGAUUGGUGGCUGCUGAUUCACCUGAAGAGGAAGAUUAUCAGGUUUGCUUCAGGAAGGAAUUGGUUUCGAAGAUGUGGUUUGAAUGGAAAGAGUACUACGGAUACAAAGAUUUCCAAGUGGACACCGUUGAUGUUAACAAGUGUGGUGAUGAGUUCUUGGAAUGCAGUCAAAAACUAGCAGAAGAUAUAAAGGUUUUGUAUAGAAGGUUAGUCCCAUCUCUUGGUUUUUUCCCAUGCAUAAUGAUUUUUCUUUUCUUUUUCUUUUCAUUACAAUGUUUGUUUACGAUUUUCAGGUAAAUCUCACUACACAACAGGUUAGUAAUAGAGAAUCUCACUUACCUUACUGACUACAUAUGUUAUAUAGUUAAUCCAUGAAUUUUGAUUCUUGAAAAUGGUACAGGUGUCAGAUUAGUAUGAUAUUAGUGGCUGUGGAAAUCUGUACAUAAAGUCAAUCCAUUUUGGACCCUUUUUUUUUGUUAACUUUCACAUACUUCACUAACCACACCAAGAUAGUGUUUUUGCUCAAAAUUAGAUCAUUUCUUAUAUCCUUUUCUUUCCUUUUACAGGAUAAUUUUGAAGUUGUUAAUUUUAUGUUUUUAUGCCUUCGCUAUUGCUAAAUUCUAAUUUGUUGUUGAAUGCAGACAAAAAAAAAUUGUUGGUUUUAUCCUUGAUUCUUUAUUUCUUUAGAAGAAGAAACACAUAUUUCAU